This is a messenger RNA of Lolium perenne, 1749 nucleotides long. NCBI's taxonomy places the organism in Eukaryota, Viridiplantae, Streptophyta, Magnoliopsida, Poales, Poaceae. The record is from RefSeq and is a predicted model, not a curated record.
CCCAUUAAGACCACGGCCUCUUGAGUCCGCCCCCAUUCGUCACACCUCCGGUGUCCAGUCCAGAGGAAGAGACCGGCGAUGGAAGCCGGAGGCGGCGGGGAGGCGGAGGAGGAGCAGGUGAUGAGCGAGGUGCACCUGGGCUGCCCGCCCCGCUUCUCCGGACUCUACCUCUCCCGCUUCACCUUCUCCUCCCUCCCGCUAGAACACUGUGUAGGAGGCAGCAACGGUGAGCAGCAUAGUGGUGGGUGUGAGAUGGCUGCGGCGACGAGCAGUUCUUGUGAUUUGCCGGACGCUGUCGCAGUAGAUGACGAGGGGGAUCUCGUUCUCGACCGGAAAAGAAGAAGAAAGCGAGAUAGGAGGAGGAGCGACGAUCAUGUGCUCACCCUGCAGCACGGUAUCACCUCUUCGCUCCAGAGCGUCGGGCUUCAGGUUUGGAAGGCGGCGAUGCUGCUAACCGACUUUGUGCUGCAUAAAAGCUUCACGUCUUCUGAAUUUGAUGGUGUUACUGCCAUGGAGAUCGGUGCUGGAACAGGUUUGGUAGGGUUGGCGCAAGCUCGAGUUGCUAGUAAAGUUUUCCUUACAGAUAGAGGCACUGAUAUCCUCGAUAAUUGCUUGGCUAAUGUCCAUCUCAACUCUAGCACGCUAAAGUUUGAUGAAGCUAAAGUCCAUAUACGGGAACUGGACUGGAAAAUGUCGUGGCCUCCGCCUGUGGGUACACGUAAUGCGUCUGACCCCAGUUCAAUAUACUUAUGGGCUGCAAAUGAAAUCGAGGAGGCUGAGAAAGCCACCCUGCUACUUGCUGCAGAUGUUAUUUACAGUGACGGUCUCACCGAUUUGUUCUUCAACACAGUGAGGCAGUUGAUGUCGCGUGGUGUUAAGAAGAUUCUUCUUUGCAUGAUGCAGGUGCUGUACUUGACCCUGGAGAAGAGAUACAACUUCAGCCUGGAUGACCUAGAUGUGGUGGCCAACGGUUACAAACAUUUUCGAACCUUCUUUACGGUUCAAGAUGGAUGUGGAGGCGUGAAUAAUGCUGCGUCCAAACCAGGUCUUGUGGGGGAGCGCAUAGACCUUGAGAAGGUUCCUCAGUACAUCAGAGAGUAUGACAGAGGCGAGGAUCUGGAGAUGUGGAAGCUCAUGUAUUGCUGUCCAGAUUAAAAGACAGUAGCAUUGUUGGUUUAAUUUUUUCAUUUUCGAAGUGGGGCGUGUAGGCUGGGUUUGCAUCGAUUGAUCGAUAGUGUUAACUGAAACACAUACACCAAAUAUUUCGUCCCCAUUAUUUACAUUUGUCGCAGAACUCCAAAACCCAAAAGGGGGAUGUGCAUGCAACUGAUAAUUUACAGUUAGCAGCAUAUAAGUGGACCAAUGGUACUACCAGAGGGUAAUGAACAUGGCUGGCAGUCACAUUGUUGCAAUCCUGGCAACUGCGUGCACGGCCGUCGGGGAGAGCAGGCCUCCGAAAUCAUGUCCGUCGAGAUCCUACACCGAGAGGUGGGCGAUAAGGUUGGAAGCGUCUCGGUGCGGCUGGUCGUUGAUGUUCAAGUUCUUCAUCGCUGGUUCAUCUACUUCCUCGAUAGAUACAGCGUCUCCGACUACACCAUGAGCGACAUCAACAACUUGAUGAUCUUGUCUCUAGAUGUCCUUUCCUCUCAUGUAGGCUGUAGUUGUUGUGAUUCUUCAAUUUCUUGAUCCUUAAUGAUCUUGAUCGUUAAUUAUGAUUGUUUAUAAAGCUGUUACAACCCUUUGUUUGCA